Messenger RNA from Lodderomyces oxycetoniae, 1122 nucleotides. RefSeq names its product mitochondrial 54S ribosomal protein mL44 (gene MRPL3). The record is from RefSeq and is a predicted model, not a curated record. The coding region runs from base 1 to 1122 and encodes 373 amino acids. NCBI's taxonomy places the organism in Eukaryota, Fungi, Ascomycota, Pichiomycetes, Serinales, Debaryomycetaceae. The transcript has a single exon. Gene Ontology annotation, biological process: RNA processing. Gene Ontology annotation, molecular function: ribonuclease III activity.
AUGUUGAGGCAAAUAACCCGUUUUUCCAACAUUCGUUUAACAGCACUACUAAACUCAAGGUCAACGGUAUGUUCUCUCCACAAAUCAACCAGAACCCAGCAAGAGAGCAUUGACACUCAAACAUCAUCUACACUGAUACUGAAUGGCCAUAUUGCAUCUUCAAACGAGUACACGUCAAAUCUAUUCAUUCAUAGAUUGCCAGAGUCUACGGCAGAGCAGUCUCCUUUACUAGUGACUUUACACAAUAGACUAAAUUUGAGUUCCAAAUUCAAACUAAACACUUUAUCACAAUGUCUCAACAUGCUUCCAACAUCAAAGAGUGACGGAUUGGCUAAUAACUUUGGGUUGAACACAAUCGGUAAAACAUUAUUAAGUUAUUAUGUCACUGAGUACUUAUUGAUUUACUAUCCAAGAUUGCCAAUGUCGAUACAUAAUGCUGCAGUGGACUCAUUGAUGGGUAUUGAAUCGUUGCUGAGUAUGGGCAGGAGUUGGGGUAUUGAAGUUGAUGAAAUAUCGAAAUUGGAUCGUUUUUUGGGUCAAGAGUCUGAGUUUUUGAAAUAUGGACGGUUGAGAUACAUGGAUGAUGAAAAGAAAGAUAAUAAAAUCAGAAUUUCAGGAAUUGAAGAAGUGGCUGGUCUGAGUCCACGACAACAAAAUUGGAAACAAGAAGAUAUCGCAUAUGCCUCAGCAGUGAGGUCGAUAAUAGGUGGUAUAUAUACACACUGCAAUGAGGAGGCGGCAAAAGAGUUUAUCAAGGAUCAUAUUUUAUCGAGAAAAAUUCCAUUAACGGAAAUGUUUGAGUUUAGUCAACCGGUUGCUGAGUUGGUUAGACUAUGUGAUAAAUUGGAGUUGAAAGAACCAUUAUCAAUAAGAUUGAUUGCUGAAACUGGUAGGUUAUCGGCGCAUCCACAAUUCCUUGCCGGUGUAUUUGUUGGAAAUGAGAAGUUGGGUGAAGGUAUUGGGUCAAGUAUAACAGAGGCACAAAUCAGAGCAAGUAUCAAUAGUUUAUUGGCAUAUUAUUUGUACUCGCCAAUCACUUCUGAGGGUGAUCAAGUCAAAGUACCAAGUGACAAGGAUUACAAGUUUGAGGGAAUAAUUGGCAGUGGUGAUGUUGCCAUUUAG